AUGACGACUUUAGUUUAUCGUCCACACUUUGUGGAAAACCACAUUGCUUAUCAACAUGAAAUUAAUGAACAUUUUCAAGGUGGUUUAGUUGAUAUGAUGUUAUCAACGAAUCCACCACAAGUUGAUUUAAAUGCACCCAAACCCAGAGCCAGACCCGAACCCGAAUUUGAAUCCGAACUCGAAUCUGAAUCCGAAACCAAACUUGAAUUCCUUACACAUGAAGAACCUGACUUGUUUACAUCCUUAAGCGAAUUACAAGAACAAAGACCUCAAAUUCAAUCUGUUGGUUUUCAAGUAGUAGAGUUUUUUGGGAAUGCAAAUGUUGUUAAUAUUUUUUCACCCAAAUGGAUGUAUCACUGUGGGGUUCAAAUUACCAUCCAAUAUAUCGAGACUUCCAUUACCGACGACCAAGAGGAGACGAUCCUACCUCAAUUCCGGAAUUUUUACCCAUUUAAGGUUGUGUUGCUGUUGGAGUUGUUACCGGAGUUGUUGCCGGAACUGUGGAAUUUCUGCCGGAAAAUUUUGAAAUUAGACUACCACAGGCUGUAUAUGGGGUUUAGUUGGGCGAUACUCUUGUACGUGAUGGCAGAUGUUAUGGGUUUAGGACAUGGAGGUGAUGGAGCCGAGGAUCCACCACCUCCCGUAGGCUUUGGUCGUGGUCAACACGAACAGGAUGCUGAGCUCCCUAAAAAAAGAAGAGGCCUAGCAAAAAACAUUCAACUAUCAAAGAUAAUAAGGGCAAACAAGGGAAAGCCUGAUGUUGAACCAGACUCCGAUGAGGCCGUUGUUUCCUCCGGUGAGGUCUUUGUUUACUCCGGGGAAUCAGUUGUCGAACAAGUAAAGAGUCUUGAGACUCCGGUAGCUCCAAAGCUCACCUGGGAUUUUUUUGAUGAGUUUGAUGGAGAUUAA
This is a messenger RNA of Lactuca saligna, 909 nucleotides long. NCBI's taxonomy places the organism in Eukaryota, Viridiplantae, Streptophyta, Magnoliopsida, Asterales, Asteraceae. The record is from the annotation of a GenBank genome assembly.